AUGUGGCACAGGUGCGGCGGGGUUGUCUGGCAGACGUUCCCAGCCAUUCAUAGCGACGCUGCACGACCUCUUUAUGGCACCACCGUUGGCGCUGCGUUUCGAUAUUUCGCCAUGAACAACAACAGUCUGCGACCUCUUCUUCCCGCAACACGUCCGCGCUCACCACCGCCAUCAGGCCCCAGCUCCAAGAGGAAGCGCGUCUCCGUCGCCUGCAAUGAGUGCCGCCAGAAGAGAAUUGGCUGUGAUGGGGCACGCCCCGCAUGUGCCGCUUGCCACAGGCGCGACAGGCGUUGCGUCUAUAUGAACGAUGAAAACCUGGAGAUGCGCCCGACCAUCCUCAAACGGGAGAACAUUGCGCUACGGGAUAAGCUAGCCGUCCUCCAGGACAUCUUUGAACAUCUCCAGGGCAGAACACAACAUGUUGCUCACGAUACCGUGCAACGCUUGGGUGCGGGCACCAACCCCUCUGACGUGCUGAAAACGCUCCGCGGCGAGUCGCCACGCACUGCUCUGUCAGAACAAGCCGCAGCAAGAGCUAUCCUUCCGGCCGUUCACUCUGACUGCGAAUUGGAGUUACUCGUCCGACACCCUAAAGCGUAUUGUGUCUUGGAUCUUCCCGUCGUUGCGCAGGAUACUGUGAGCACCCUGUUCUUGGAUGAUGAAUCGUCACACGCACAUGUCUCUGAGCUUGAAAUCGUCAAGACCACAAAGAAGCAAUCUGGUCGUCCUCAUUAUUGCGAUUCGCGGCUUGAGAAGCUGAACAUUGACUUCUGGACUUCCGUGUCAAUUUCGAACGAACAUGCGGCGUCUGCAAUAUCCUUGUAUCUCGAAACCCACCAUCCAAUAUGGUGCUUCUUCGAUGCGUCGCAGUUCGUUGACGACCUAGUCAAGUGUAGAGUUGAUUCGAACUCGACAUGUUCUCCUCUUCUAGUGAGCUCAAUGCUCGCGUUCGCCCUACAAGGCUAUUCUUCGAUCUAUCCGGAGGCAGCAAAGCACAGCUACCAGUUCGAACAACAAGCUGAAAAACUUUUCGCCGCUGAAAGCACAACCGACACUCUGCCCACCGUCGCAGCCAUGGCACUCCUCUACAUAUCAAUCGCUGUUCGUGCAGACGUACCAAAAGCCAUGAAGUAUUUGAUAGCAGCAAAGGACGCAGCAAAGAGGAUGAAGUUGUUCGGCGAGCCCGACCCAGCUACGUUUGGGUCGCUGAAGACAAGAGAAGCAAUGAGCCAGACUGCUUGGGGGCUUUUCAACUUUCUUGUGCAAAUGAGCCAAUUUCAAGUAGUAGCGCCACUUGAACAUCCACCUACCAUGCCGCUACCAGAGGAUCUGAGAGCCAACCAAGCACCCGACGACAGCCACAUGGAGGAGGCCGGCAAUGUAAGUCCUGUCUUCACAGAGGUUCAGCAGGCUCACUCGAUCUUCUGCAGGCUUUGGGUCAUUGUUAAUGAGAUAUUUCUUGUAUACCGGGAUAACAAGAUAGGAGCAAGAUCGCUGGCUUUUGCCCUUGGGAAGUAUCACAAACUGCUCGAGCUGGUAAGCACAUUGCCCAAAUCGAUGGUCAGAGCAGACAACACCCCUCACUGGGUCCUCAUCUUUCAUACAAUACUCCACAUGGUUGUUUUGGACCUCUUCCGCCCAUACAUUGCGUCAGAUGAACAGCAUGGUUUCCAAGCCUAUGUCCCCGGACCGUCGUCGCCAAAGACUAUCUUCGCGGCAUCAGUCAUGCAGCUCAAAGGGAUUUUGUUCGCAUUUGCUAUUCAGUACACGCCAGCAUACUGGAAUCUCGCACUCAGCUGUGCCAUGGUUUUCACAGUGAAUGCUGUACUGAACGACGUGUCCGACAAGGAAAGACACAACUACUUGGCGUUCUGCAUAUCCAUGAGUCAGAAGCUUCUUCCAUCCUAUGUCUACAUGAUCGAAACCAUCCGAGCAAUCCUAGCCAUUGCAACAGACAAGGGCGCUAUUACGACUUCUGAUGCAAUCCGUAUAGAGGCUCAGUCGGCAGCAAUGCAACGUGCGAAACUCAUCAAUCGCAGCAAGGGAGGUUGGGUCGUAGCGCCGACAUUGAACGAUAACAUCGCCGGUGACAUCAACACACUAACAGAACGAUUCGAAACAAUAACGCUUUUCAACGAAUUCACGGAAGAUAUAGCUUGA
Ascochyta rabiei is the source of this 2160-nucleotide messenger RNA. RefSeq lists its product as uncharacterized. NCBI's taxonomy places the organism in Eukaryota, Fungi, Ascomycota, Dothideomycetes, Pleosporales, Didymellaceae. Gene Ontology annotation, molecular function: DNA-binding transcription factor activity, RNA polymerase II-specific; zinc ion binding; DNA binding. The record is from RefSeq and is a predicted model, not a curated record. Bases 1 to 2160 code for a protein of 719 amino acids. Gene Ontology annotation, biological process: regulation of DNA-templated transcription; DNA-templated transcription. The transcript is spliced from 5 exons.